Messenger RNA from Penicillium cataractarum, 570 nucleotides. Its product is annotated as DUF3807 domain-containing protein. Lineage: Eukaryota; Fungi; Ascomycota; Eurotiomycetes; Eurotiales; Aspergillaceae. The transcript has 2 exons. The record is from RefSeq and is a predicted model, not a curated record. Bases 1 to 570 code for a protein of 189 amino acids.
AUGCAGGUUCCAACCGUCACUCUUGAAGACCUCCAAGCCUUUCAAGCAGCCCACUUCCCCGGCCACCACCAACCUCUGCACGCGCCCACGGCAGAACCUGUCGUCGAAGACGAGCUCUACGCCGACGAAGAUGACCUCGGCUAUUAUCCGGACGGCGUGAAGCGCACCUUAACGGACGAACAAAUCCGCAUCUUCAGACACAGCGAGAUCCACGCCCUACUACGCAAGAGACAGCUGGAGCAGGAUGAGGCGGAGUAUGAAGCCCGGGCUCGGAAGUUAUCUGAUGAUACUGUGAAUGCUGAGGUAGAGACUCGCCGGGAAGAGCCAGUCCCUGAUGAGGGGAAUGUGGUUGAUGAGCAAAAUGUGCACCACGCAGCUCAUGGCCAGGGUCAGGGCCAUCGGUCCUCCGGCGGAGCUAAGUCGAAGAAAAGGGGUCAUCGCGAAACGCGCAAUGAGCCGGAGCAGACUCUUGAUUAUGAAGAUGUCGAUCAGAGCCCGGCUCCAAGGGCGCGCCCGACUGACCCGCGUGCACCGUAUCCUGGACGGAGAAUCAUCUCGUACGAGGAUUAA